UCUACUUCCAAAACUCCAAAGAGAAAAAGAAAAAGAAAAAAAAGAAUCACAUACAUGAUGGAUACAGGGGCACGAAAGCUACCCAUUCAUGAGCACAAUAUUUUGCCUUCGGCUCGGAUCGUUCACAAUACAUGUAAAGGCUGCGAUGUAAAAAACUUCGGCUACGGCGGAUACGUCUGCAAUGAUUCUGAUUGUAAAGCUUGGUUCCAUAAGGAGUGCGCGGAGACCCCAUCUGAGAUCAGACACCCUUUCCACCAACAACAUCUUCUCUCGUUGACCAAUGAACUGGGAGAUCGUCCAUGUAGUUUGUGUGGACAAAAGCGACUUGAAUCCGCUGGUUAUAGUUGUUCCACAUGUGAAUUCAACGUGGAUUUGCUUUGUGGGAUAAAACCGUCACCGCCUACUAUUGAGCAUCCUGUCUGCCAUGGCCAUCCACUUGUCUUUUUGAAGAAACGAGAUCAGGAGGAGGAGGAACCCCCUUGUGAAGUUUGCAAGGAUGCUAUUGGUGGACCUUCCUAUUCAUGCAUUGGAUGCGAUCUGUACUUCCACCUGGAAUGUGUCCAUCUCUCGGAAGAGGUAAAUCAUCCUUGCCACUCUGAUCAUCUUCUCAAGCUCAUCGCAUCCAAAUUACUUACCGAUAAUGGUGGUGGGAAGAUUUGUCUUUUGUGCGAACAACAACCAGAAAAGAUGAUUUAUCAUUGUUCUGUCUGCAACUUCACCACGUGUCUUGGCUGUACCAAAAGGCCACCCCCUCUUUCUAUCGAGCAUAACAGGACCCACAAACAUCCACUUACCCUCUUUCCAAAUGGAAUGUCAUUUAAUUGUAAUGUUACCGGGGCUGGGCUUAGCAGUAGAGCCUAGAUGUGUCUUCCUUGUGGAUUUGUUGUCAAUGGGCAUUAUAUCAACUUACCCCGGGUAAUAAACAUCAACCGUCAUGAUCAUCGCAUCUCUUUCACUGAUCACCUUGGCCCUGGAUAUCUGAAAUGCGGAGUUUGCCGCCAAACUGUGGACGAGUUUGCUGGGGCUUAUGCUUGUGUAGUUUGCCGUAACUAUGCAGUUCACUCGCACUGUGCAGUACGCAAUAAUAUAUGGGAUGGUGUGGAACUAGAAGGUACAUUUGAGAUCACAGAAGAUGUUGCACCAUUCACGGUAGUAGGAGAUAACUUGAUAAGUCAUUUUAGUCAUCACAAGCAUACCUUAAGGCUCCACAAAGAAGGCAUCAUUCAUGAUGAGAAGAGUACUGCUCGAUGUGAAGCAUGUACAUAUUCAAUCGGAUUUGAGCCGAUCUACAGUUGUGAGGAAUGUCGUUUCAUUCUACAUGAAAAAUGUGCUAAUCUUCCUAAGAAAAAGAGACUCGUGUUUGGCACCACACCAUUCACAUUAGUGGGAGCAAGUAGUCGUGUUGGUGAUAUGAUAGACUGUGAAUUAUGUUGCGUAUGUUCUACUGGUUUUAAGUACGCAUCUCAGAGUGGGUGGGAGAUAGAUGUACAUUGUGCUUCUCUUUCUGAGCCCUUCGUUCAUGAUGGCCAUUUACAUCCCCUAUAUUUUGAUUAUAAGGACAAUUACUAUUGCGAUGCAUGCCAUACUAAGGUAACGAAUGUCAUGCUCUGUUGCAAAGCUUGUGACUUUGAUUUGUGUUUCAGUUGCGCUAGUUUGCCAAAACAGAUAAAGCAUAGAAACGAUGAGCACACUCUCACUCUACGUUGUAGUGAAAAAGCGAAUGGAAAGUAUUGGUGCGAUAUAUGUGAGACAGAGUUGGAUCCAAGUACAUGGUUCUAUACAUGCUUUGAUUGUGGAGCCACAUUGCAUGUGGAAUGCGUACUAGGAGAUUUCUCACGUCUCAUGCCAGGAGGGAUCAUUGAUACUGUCGGGGAAAAGAAAUUUGAUGUGGUUCUUAACAAUCACAACACUCGACCAUUAUGCAGCAUCUGUGGCUCUCGAUGCAAGGUCUCAGUCAUCUUAAAGGUCUGCGAUGGAGACAAUGUAUACAUAUGUUCUCGUUCAUGUUUUUCUGAUACGAUUUUAGCUAGUUCAGGUUGAUUGGGAGUUUUGUUUAGAUCUUGUGCGUGGAAAGGGUGAAACUUUGAAUCCCUUUAUCUUUUACAUGAUGAGAGAUUUAUUCAUGUGGUUGUAUUAUUCGCUGCCCUAUCUACUUUAUU
Molecule: messenger RNA, 2159 nt
Organism: Camelina sativa (false flax)
Lineage: Eukaryota; Viridiplantae; Streptophyta; Magnoliopsida; Brassicales; Brassicaceae
Product: protein VACUOLELESS GAMETOPHYTES
Source: RefSeq, a predicted model, not a curated record